This is a messenger RNA of Scylla paramamosain (green mud crab), 1922 nucleotides long. RefSeq names its product coiled-coil domain-containing protein AGAP005037-like. NCBI's taxonomy places the organism in Eukaryota, Metazoa, Arthropoda, Malacostraca, Decapoda, Portunidae. The transcript has 11 exons. The record is from RefSeq and is a predicted model, not a curated record. Gene Ontology annotation, cellular component: cytoplasm. The coding region runs from base 1 to 1788 and encodes 595 amino acids.
AUGGCGCACUCCUACCCCCCCGGGCGCCCCCCAGCCCAAUGCAGGGGAUCGCCCCCAUCCCCCGAGGACCCCGCCCCCCCUAUCCGCCAGGUGAGUAUCCUUCCCCGCUCCUCCCCCCGCCUCUGUGAGCUUUGGACAUCCCUGCCCCCAGCCCCCCACCCGCAGCUGCACGCCGGGUGGUGUGUGGGAGGAAUCCCCGGCGGGCCCUCGGUGGCGGGGCGCGAGGCCCCAGACGGGGUGGGGCGGCACCCGGCCUGCCCCGCGGCGCGGCACCGCUGGCGUGAGGGCGUGGAGGUGCCGCCCCCCCCGUGCCCCAACCCCCUCAUGACUGUCUCGUGGUCUUGCAGCGGGGGGCGCCGCGCCCCCAAGCCCCAGCGGUACUCGAGCGGGCCGGGCGGGCCGUCGGGCGGGCCGCCACCCAUGAUGGGCGUGAAGGCCGGGCUGCGGCCCGCGGCGCCGCCCCCGGGGCUCCCCGAGGGCCCCCGCCCGCCCCACCUGGCCCGCUCCUUCUCCUCGUACUCGUCCUCGCCGGAGCGGCUGGAGCUGCUCUACUCCUCGCAGGAACGCAUGCAUGGGGAUGGAUACCUGUCUUCCCCGGAGAGGUCCCCUAGGCCCUAUGGGGGAGGGGGGCCUGCCUUCCUCACCCCCACCCCUAGUUACGAGGAUCCUUACUAUGGGGGCCAGUACCCAUCACGCAGCGGCUCCGUCACCCCCAUCAUUGACGAGGAGACCAGGUCAGCGUUCUACAGUAUGAGGGUAGAGCAGAUGGAAAGACAGCUGGCAUCUCUGACUGGCUUGGUGCAGAAGGCUCUACACACGGGCGUCGCCACCUCACCCCGGCCUGACCACAUCCCCCUGGCGCCGCCCCCUGCUGUAGCCGCCGCUGCCGCCGCCGCCUCUGCCGCCGCCGCCGCCGCCGCCGCCCAGGCCACCAACGACAGGGGAAAUGACAAUAACCAGCGAACGACUAAUGAUUUUCUUCAGGUCCCUUCUAAUUCCUCGUUUAGCAAGAGUACAGAAAAAUCGGUAUCAUUUGAGAAGUCAGUUUCCUUCAGCGAUGACCUGCCUGACCUCAGCACCCCCCCAAAGCAGCACGUCCCUGCAGCCGAGAAACAGCCUAUGAAGCCAGCGAUCAAGUGCUCCACCCUGCCCAGGAUGUCCUCCCAAGACUCCUUAUGUGCAAAUAAUGGAGAGGCUCUCAGACCACUCAAGCCUGCCUCCACCCCCACUCCUCCUCCCACUACUACUACUACUACCACUACUACCUCUACCACCUCCCUCAAGCCACUGCCUCCGCCAAAACCUCCCAAUUUGAUGCUCACACAACCAUCUCUUUCACUUCAGAAUUCAACAGACCUGCGGCUCUCCCCUGAGGUGUACAACCAGCUGAGGGUGCUGCAGAAGAAGGCUAAGGAACUGCGCACUGACGUCAGGAACCUCCGCAAGACUUCCCAGGCCAAUGCUCUUACUAUGAAGGAGUUACUUAGGGACACUAUCAGCAAGAUUACGUCGGUGCUUCAGUCUAAUGAAGAGAGCUUACUGCAAGGCACCUCUGACGCCGAGAGGGCGAGGAUACAGCGGGAGGAGGCAUCUUACCGGCAGGACAUGAACAAGCUGGACAAGGACCUCUGUGACCUGGAGUUGAAAGUGGAGGAACUGCGGAACAACGUAAUCAACCGGCGACUCCGUGUCAACAUGUCAGAUGUGGAAAACAUGGCACUUAUCCUUUCUAGGUCAAGAUCCCGGGAGGAGCCAUUGAAGAGAGCUGUGUGCUGGACGGGAUCAUGAUAAACAAGGAUGUGUUGCAUGCAAAGAUGAGCAGGAAAGUAGACAAUCCUCGUAUCAUUCUCCUUGACUGCCCGCUGGAGUACAAGAAGGGCGAGAGCCAGACUUCGGUGGAAAUGACUGCUGAGACGGACUUU